Molecule: messenger RNA, 2106 nt
Organism: Myxocyprinus asiaticus (Chinese sucker)
Lineage: Eukaryota; Metazoa; Chordata; Actinopteri; Cypriniformes; Catostomidae
Gene: kansl2
Product: KAT8 regulatory NSL complex subunit 2
Exons: 11
Coding region: 156-1703 (515 amino acids)
Cellular component (GO): NSL complex
Source: RefSeq, a predicted model, not a curated record
CGUAGGAGGGCGUGAAAGUUGAUGACGGUGCUAGCAGUAGCAACUUAUUGUGUGUGGCGUUCAUCUCAGGAAGGUCUGCGGGAAGAUAUCAGACAAACCUUAACAGAAGUGUCACUAUAUCGUGUUUAAUUUGACUUUCGCGCGACCCUUCAGUGAUGAACAGGAUUCGGAUCCACGUGUUGCCGUCUAGUAGGGGUAGAGUGACCCAGACUGCUCGUGCCCAGGAGCCUCAGACCUGCUCCCACACUCAGAGACCCUGUUCACAGCCUCGUCUGGAGGGUCUAGAGUUCUGCAUCAAACACGUACUCGAGGAUAAGAAUGCUCCUUACAGGCAAUGCAGCUAUGUUUCCAAUAAGAAUGGCAAGCGCUGCCCCAAUGCAGCCCCGAAACCAGAGAAGAAAGAAGGGGUUACAUUCUGUGCUGAGCACGCACGCAGAAAUGCUUUGGUUCAACAAGCUCAAAUGCGGAAAGCCUCCUCGGGACCUUCCCCUGAAGUUCUGCUGUCUCAGCUCAGUGGCUACAGUCGGCCAGAGUCUGGAGUUUACAGUCAAGAGGGGCGUAGUGAAGCUAGUCGCAUACUAGAAGAUAGUCAUACGCAUCUGGGAUGGCAUGAGGAUGACAGCUGGAGUGAAGAGGACCAGGACCCAAUUGUUUUGGAUCAAACAUGGAGAGGAGAACCUGACAGUGAAGCUGAAAGCCUUGACAGUGACCACGAAGACCCUUUGAAGCAUGCGGGUGUGUAUACAGCAGAGGAAGUGGCACUCAUUACCCGCGAGAAGCUAAUCAGACUUCAAUCCCUCUACAUUGACCAAUUUAAACGUAUGCAACAAUUAUUGAAAGAAAAGAAACGACGCUACCUACACAGCCGCAAAAUUGAGCAUGAGACAAUUGGAAGCAGCCUGCUAACAGGUCCAGAAGGUCUGUCCAUGAAGGAGCGAGAGAACCUAAAGAAACUGAAGGCCCUGCGUCGCUAUCGUCGCCGCUAUGGCGUGGAGGCAUUGCUCCAUCGUCAGCUCAGAGAGCGUAGACAAGCUAUUACUGAGGGUGGAACACCACAGGCAAUGCGUUUUGGCCAAAGGUGCAUUUCCUUUGUGGAGGGGACACGCUGCUCAAAUCAAUGUCUGCCAAUGACUCGUCAUUGUGUCUCUCACAUUUAUCAAGACAGUAGCCAAGUUUUAUUCAAGAUGUGCCCAGGCCUGAAGGAUGUUCCUUGUGAUCGGCCCGUGCACAUGGGACAGUCAGAGGAGCCCCGUUGCCCUCUGCACCUGUCCCUACCUCCACCCAUGUACCAGCCUGAACAGGAGUCUCUUGCCCCGGAGGAGCUGGCUUCUGCACCCACAGACAUGUACCUCAGUGCUGCAGAGCUCCAGCCAACAGAAAACCUACCUCUGGAAUUCAGUGAUGAUCUUGACAUUGAAGAUGAGGGCUUGCAGUGUCCGCCGUCUCCCUUGCUAUUUGACACAGCGCUUGCUUUAGAGGACCAAACCAUCAGAGAGAUUGCAGAGGCCCCCAUGGACAUACUGACAGGGGCAGAGCAGGACGAUCUUGAUGCCUCUCCCCAAGAUGCAGAGCUGUCUGAUAGAGAUGAGGUGUCUGUGGAUGAUCAGGUUGAAUCUGAAAUACUUGAAGCAGUUGGACAAGCAGUCGCCUCACAGAAUUCAUCACAGGACUCUGACAUGAAAACAACAGAUGCCUUAUUCUGAGCACAUUGUGACCUGAUUUUCUCAGCUGCUGUACUGUUCAUAUUUCAAACAGUUUGAAUAACUUUGCCUAAAAGCCAUUUUUCCAGAAGCAUGUUUUCAUUUCUAAAAACAUUGAAACAAAACCUUCUCAUUUCAAAAAAUAUCACUAGGCAUACAGGCUUCAUAGUAAAUCACUAGAUAACUAAAUGUUCUGAUGUAGUGAUUGGACCCCAAGUUUUUUCUCUUGUGAAAUUAAAAGGUAUUUGAAGUGCAGGUGAGGAUGAGAAAAGUGUUUCACUACAGUUUCACCAAGCUGCAGAAAGUCUCAGCACCAUCACCAUUUUUUCCAGUAAUUUUUUAGUUCCAUAUAUGCAAUGCAUUACCUAUGCUUGGAUUUGUUCACUAAAUAAAUCUUUACAUCGUG